Messenger RNA from Neohortaea acidophila, 1991 nucleotides. RefSeq names its product protein disulfide. The record is from RefSeq and is a predicted model, not a curated record. Gene Ontology annotation, molecular function: glutathione transferase activity; 2-hydroxychromene-2-carboxylate isomerase activity; glutathione peroxidase activity. The transcript is spliced from 6 exons. Gene Ontology annotation, cellular component: mitochondrion; peroxisome. Lineage: Eukaryota; Fungi; Ascomycota; Dothideomycetes; Mycosphaerellales; Teratosphaeriaceae. Gene Ontology annotation, biological process: naphthalene catabolic process; glutathione metabolic process. Bases 137 to 1606 code for a protein of 489 amino acids.
CAAUCACGGAAUAGGCGGAAGCGGGGCAAGAAGUGAAUGGCUAACAACCUACUUCGCACCUCAGUCUUCCUCGACUGCGCUGUUCCGCCAGAUUGACCGACUGACACUGCGCUAAUACGCUCACAUUGACCUGAAAAUGGCUCGACCAUCAAUCGAGUUCUACUACGACAUAUCGUGUCCAUUCGCCUACAUCGCCUCGCGAAGGAUAGAAGCAUUAGCAACUCGGACGAAUGCUCGCCUCAGCUGGCGCCCCGUACUGCUAGGAGCCAUCUACCGUGCCACCGCCGCCCCGCAAGGCGCCGCCGGCUCGGCCUCGGAUGUCUUCAACCCGACCAAAAAGACCAUCUCCUCGCAAUCCUUCCGGAGAACUCUUCGACGUCUGGAUAUUCCGUACAAUGAGCCACCGAAACACCCGAUCAAGACAACUGCUCCGCUGCGCCUCCUCUACUUUGUAAGCGAAGACCAGCGGCCAAAAUUGACGCACGCUCUGUUCAAAGCGUACUGGGUAGACGGCCAGGACGUCAGCAACAGAGCCGUCCUCGCCAACGUCGCCCGCCAAGCUCUCGGCUCCGAUGUCGUGAAGGCCAUCGAAGACGGAAGCUUCGAAGGCGACAAGCAGCGCCGGGAGCUGGAGAAGUCUACGGAUCUGGCUGUUGAGAGAGGUGCCCCCGGCGUGCCUGGAUUCUGGGUUCCGGAUGAAAAAUGGGUCGACAAGUCUGGUGAGAGCACUACUGGAAGGCUUUACUGGGGCCAAGAUCGAAUGCACUUUGUUGAAGCGGCGCUGAACUCGCUACGAUCUGGUGGCGAUGGACAUGAUCUGCAGUCAGGCUCCAAAGAUCUACUGAGCCUCAUACCUAGGUGUGGUGGAAAGAACAUUCCUAAAGGAGAGGAGGUCAAGUUACAGUUCUGGUACGACUUCAGCAGCCCAUGGGCAUACCUAGGCUGGACGCAGCUCGCGAGACUGCAGCGUCAAUUCGGGCAAAGCCUUCAGAUUGAGAUGAAGCCGUUUCUGCUAGGCAUAUUGUUCCGCCAAAUUGGAGCUCCAGACACGCCUGGAUCGGCAGUAUCAAAGCAGCGUCAGACAUACAAUCGGCAUGACCACAUGGAUUGGGUUCGAUUUUGGAACGCGGUGAACGCCCAAGCCGGAAACCUGGACAAAAACAUCGAGUUCCACUGGGCGGACAAGUUCCCCAUCAGGACCCCGACGCUCUUGAGAGCCGCCCUCAUCGAACCACGACUCGUUGAGCCUUUGUAUCGAGGCUGCUGGGAGCGAAACUUGGACAUGUCUUCCGACGACGUUGUGCAAAAGGUCAUCGACGAGGCGGGCUACGACGGUGCCGACAUCCUCAAGCGCUCCAACGGACCGGAGUGCAAGGCUGAACUGCGAGCACGCACGGCCGAGGCCAAGGAAGCCGGUCUCUGCGGCGUCCCUAGUUAUCGCGUCUUCCGGCGGAAGCAAGGACAGGGCGAAGAUGCGUGGAAGAUGUCGGGGGAGCUUGUUUGGGGUCAAGAUGAGAUUGCGGUCGUCGAAGACAUGAUUGCAGGAUGGGAAGGGGAGGGGAUCGCGGAGGUUGGAGGGGGAAAGGGUGGUGCAAGCAAGUUGUGAACAUAGUUUCUCACAACAUCGGAAGUACUUAUUCACAAUUUGCUCUUCACCUUGCCCUCGUUACCUUCGGUCAAUUUCUCCACCUCGAAAUAUGGCAAAUACAGCUCAAGCAACUGUAUCUCCUCCGCUGUAAACUUGCGCCUGGUGAAAGCAGUCUUUCCUUCUGACAACACUGCCCGCAGAGGAAUCUCCAGCUUCUUUCCAUUCACGUUGUACGGGAUUUGCGAGACGGCAAAGAAAAAGUGUGGCACGUGCCGGCGGCUCAAAUCUCUCGAGACGGCAUCGCGGAUCUUCUUCUCGAGUUUGGGGGACACCGCUCCAUCCUUGGUGAGCAAGAAAAGGAAGACGCGCUCACUUUGAUCCUGCUCUCGUUGCUGGCCAACGC